UCUUCUCUCUCUCUCUCUCUCUCUUCUCCUUCUUCGCUCUUUCUCUGCGCUUGUGCUUCAGGAUGUCGCGCGACCCACCCGUGCAGCGCUUCAAGGAGGGCAUCAUCAUGCUCGGCAGCGAGCCCCGUAUCAACACUGCCAAGUGGAGCCGCAAGUACGCCGUCGCCGAUGAGCAUGGAUUCGCGGUCUAUAGCCCGAGCAAGAUGCCGCCAGCAAAGCCGCAGCUCCGGUUUGACUACAUUGGCUUUUUCGACUUGAGUGACGAAUUCUUGCAGUUUGAAACGACCGAAGGAGAGUCGUACAUUUUCCAAGCAGACUCGAGCUUGCCAGAGCACGAGCGCGAGAUGGAGCUCGCCGCUUGGCAUGUAGUCAUUUCCAUGUGGCGCGUCAAUGUCAUGUCAUCGUUCGUCCUUGCCGACGCGCCACUCGCAAAGGUCCAUCGCAUCGGCUGGGCAUUCCUGGCCAUCCCAUCCAAGCACGCCCAGUUCUAUGUCUUUGUUGCGAUUCAAGGCGACACGAUUGAUAUUUACAAGCAAGCUCCCGUCAAGAAGGAGCGAAAGCCGUGGCGAUCGUUCAAGGCGAUGCAGUGCCAGUGGAACUGGAACGAGAGCGCUGCCGAGAUCGUGCCACUCUCCGAUCCCAUCGUCUACCAAUUCACGUUCGGUCGAAUGGUCGAGACUACGCUGUGGAAGGAGUCAUCCAUUGCAGCAAUGAGCAUCGAUCCAAAGGCUGCACUCACUGUCAAGGGCAAAUUCCACGGCGACAAAGUUAUGUUGUCCAUCGCCUUGGCAACCGGCGUCACGUUGACUCAUAUUGAGUCGAACGUAGUCGUCUGGCAACGCGACUUCCCGUUCAUCCGGCAGGUUAGCGUGGAAGGCACAACUCUGUUGCUUUCCGUGAAGCCUGCUAUUCAUGGAGUCAACCAAGAGGAAGCCCCGGGUGCCCGUGAAGACUGCCGUUUGCAGUUCAAAACAACUGGCGACCCACUACACGCCAAGAUGAUGCUCAUGAACAUUGGCCAUUUGCUCUUCAUGCGUCACACACGGCUGCUCGAAUGGCUGUCUCAGUACAGCUGGUUCUUUGGCUCGAUGAAUCGCAUUGAUGCCGAGCGCAAAUUGCUUGUGGAGCAGAGUGCCAACUUUAUCGUGCGAGCAAGCGACCGCUGGCGGUUUGACUUCACGUUGACCUUCUUUGCCAAUGGACUCAUCCACCAUUUCCGAAUCGAAAACCGAUGGACCAACUUUGUCAUCCAAGGCCUCGUCUUUGAAAGCAUCUCCCAUCUGGUCAAUUUCUACUCUGUCAAUCCUUUGGUGUGCCGCAAUGGCACCAAGGUCAAGCUGGGUGCCGACAUUGACAGCACCUCGUCGACGCUGGCUCCAAGGCACGCUGGCGGCGUUCAACUCCGCAAUUUCGGGGAUUCCCGACGCGCAUGCGACCCCAAAGCGGCCGAACGGCUCGCCCAGACCGUGCGACAGCUGGAGGUCGAGGAAGACUCUGAGGAGGUCUUUGAGCCGUCGGCCAACGGCAUGAACACCAUUUCGCGACCCAACACGUACCGACACCAGACCAUCAUGCAAGACUCGUUCUUCUCCGCCCCCGGCGGCAUGCCCAUGAGCGCGGCGUCGCGUGCUGCCAUGCAAGGCAAUGCGUCGGUGAUGACUCCGCAGCCCACUGUCGGUCCUGCCGCAGGCGCUCGCUUGAACCAGAACAACGCUCGCAUGUCCGCCGCGGGCCGUCCGGCUGCGUCGCCCUACCCGUUCGCACAACCAGGACAGCUGCCGUACCCGCAGCCCGGUCUCCUACCAGGCCAGCAACCGCUUCUCCCGGGCCAACAGCCACACUUUGCUCCGGCUGGUCACAAUCCCUACCCGCAAAACGGCGGACACGUGCCCUAUGUUCCAAACAGUCGGCCGGCGUACCCGUUGCCGCAAGGCGGCCACAUGCCGUACCCAUUGCUUCCGGGCCAGGAUCCGAACAAGUUUGGCAUUUCCACGCCACCAGGCGAGCAGCACGACCCCCCGCUGUACGAGGAGACUGCAACCCUGUAUGAGCAUUACGAGACAGUGUCUGGGGGCGCGCCUCCAGCGUACCAGCCAGCGGCGCCAGUUCGUGCUGCCGCGAACAUUCCGGAGCGCUCGGGUUCGAGCGGUUCUGUUUCUGGCCGACCACGAGCCGCGCUCCGGCGGUCGAGCCAAUCAGAGCAGCCACCCGCCUCAAUCCCGCGCAGUGGCAGUGCCAGCCGUGAUACUGAUCUGGCUGCUCUGCUGCCCGUGCUUCGUACCCAGGAAGGUGUUUCGCGUGCCAAUGACAGCGAUGACGCGCUCGGAACUGUGGCCGUCUUCAAAACCACUCGCGCCUCGUCUUCGCGACCACGCACACCAUCGCCCGUGUUUGGGGAUCACUCGGAGCCGUUGGAUGAUGAUGGCUCUCACAUUUACGACAAUGCAGACGCGCGCGGCCGGCUCACCAAUGCCGUCAUGCAGCCCAUGCCGACGGCAUCCAUCUAUGAUGCCGUCCAUCAACCCGAUUUACCCAUGCUGCCGCCCACCGUGAUGGCAGCUCCGGAGCGCACGUCCUCCUUGAGAUACUCUGUAGCGGCCGGCGCCGCGGAUGUGACCCAGGCCUUUGCCUUCCUGGAUACCGUCGAACAGGAAUCCUCCAGCGAGGAAUCAGAUGACAACGACGACGACGACGACGACGACGACAUGCUGGACGACGGCGCAUUGAGUAGCCAUUCGAUGGAUGAUGACGAUCGACCACCGUACAGCGCCUCGCCUCCUGCCAUCCCCCAGCCCUUGCCCCAGCAAUCCGAGACGUCGCCGCGCGAAGCAGUAGUGGCUCCGACCAUACCGAUGGCGCCGCCGAUUCUUGGUCCUCCUCCUUCCUGCCCGGCUCCGCCCCCGCCAGUUGCCAUUGCUCCGCCGGUUGCGAUUGCUCCGCCAGCCGCCAUUGCACCGCCAGCUGCCAUUGCACCGCCAGCCAGCCAAGACCAAGCUCCUGCGGUGGUGGCAUCCGCGCCUGCAGACUCGAAUGGGGCUGAAGCCGAUGUCACUGUGAUUCCUGUUGCCCAGCUGCGGUUUGGAAAGCAGCUCGGUAAAGGAAACUUUGGCACCGUGAUGGAGGCCAUCUGGCGUGGUCCGAUCGGCAAAAACCGGCUCGUUGCGGUCAAGACGCUCAACAAGGAGGAAAUGCCAACCGACACAACCGAAACCCUCGAAUCGCGCAUUGAGGCGUUUUCGAGUGAGACAUCCUUCAUGGCGCAGCUGUGCCACGAGCACAUUGUCCGGCUGCUUGGCGUGUGCAUUGAGGGCGAUGCCAUGAUGAUGAUCACCGAGCACAUGCAACUGGGCUCGCUCAAAGAGUAUCUCAUCAACAACUUUAAGAAUGGCGUGGAGCUCACUGUCGGCGAGCGUCUGCGCUUUGCCACUCAGGUCGCGCAGGGCAUGGAGUAUUUGGAAGCCAGCCGCUUUGUGCAUCGCGAUCUUGCGGCUCGCAACGUGCUCAUGUCGUCUCCACAACUUGUCAAGAUCACGGACUUUGGCAUGUCCAAGAUGCUCGACGAAGGCGAUGAUACCUAUAUCGCUGCCAAAGGCGGCCAAUGGCCUGUGCGCUGGACUGCCCCCGAAGGCUUGUAUUACAAGACCUUCACCUCAAAGUCGGACGUGUGGAGCUAUGGUGUCACCGUUUGGGAAAUCAUGACCAAUGGCGAACAACCUUGGCCAAAGUUCACGCCGCAAGAGCUGUGCGAUGCAUUGGAAGCCGGAGAACGCCUAGCUCGUCCGCUCGACUGCCCCGCGGAUUUGUAUUCUUUGUUACUGACCUGCUGGGAUCUCGAGCCCGAGCAACGCCCCAACUUCCAAAAGAUUCGCAUCGUGACCCAAAGCAUGGCAGCUCAGUAUGACGACGAAGACUGAGUGGCAACAUGUGGUGCUUUCUUUUGAUUAUUAUUAUUUUUAUUUCGGUCGGUUUUGUUUGUUUGUUUGUUUGUUUGUGUGUUUGUUUGUUUGUUUGUUUGUUUGCAUGCGCUGUUGUUUCGUGUUUGCGAUUUUAUUUUGCUGUCUGAUGAUUUGAAUGACACCAUUUGUUCAACAUUCAAGUUGAUUGGCGA
This is a messenger RNA of Capsaspora owczarzaki ATCC 30864, 4108 nucleotides long. RefSeq names its product protein tyrosine kinase HTK16. NCBI's taxonomy places the organism in Eukaryota, Filasterea, Ministeriida, Capsasporidae. The record is from RefSeq and is a predicted model, not a curated record. Gene Ontology annotation, biological process: positive regulation of kinase activity; protein phosphorylation; cell surface receptor protein tyrosine kinase signaling pathway. Gene Ontology annotation, molecular function: transmembrane receptor protein tyrosine kinase activity; ATP binding. The coding region runs from base 63 to 3914 and encodes 1283 amino acids. The transcript is spliced from 11 exons. Gene Ontology annotation, cellular component: signaling receptor complex.